UCCGCUCGCGCCAUGCGGCGGGCGGCCGCGUGCCUCCGCGCGCUGUGCCUCCUGCUGCAGCUCCGCGCCGCAGGCUGCUUUUCUGGAGACAAUGACCACUUUUUGGCAAUUCAUCAGCGAAAGAGUGGAAAACCUGUGUUUAUUUAUCACCAUGUGCAGAGUGUGGAGAAAAGUCUGGAUACAGACAGUUAUAAGAAUUCCAAACAAAAUUUCCAUUCUUCUUCCCACACCAAAAUAAACAAGCUGCACCCUGCAAUAAUUGUUAAAUCAACCUUCCCCAGACCUGCCUAUGACCCGUCCCUCAAUCUGUUAGCUAUGGCUGGUCAAGAUUUAGAAGUGGAAAAUCUUCCCAUUCCUGCAACAAAUGUGAUUGUUGUGACACUGCAAAUGGAUGUAAACAAGCUGAAUAUCACAUUGCUUCGGAUAUUUCGCCAAGGAGUGGCUGCAGCACUGGGACUGUUACCUCAGCAAGUUCAUAUCAACAGGCUCAUUGGGAAGAAGAACUGUGUGGAACUGUUUAUUUCCCCAGUGAACAGAAAGCCAGGAAUUUCUGAUGCGCUCCCAUCUGAAGAAGUGCUGCGUUCACUGAAUAUCAACAUUUUGCAUCAGAGUUUAUCCCAGUUUGGAAUAACAGAGGUCUCUCCUGAGAAAAAUGUUUUGCAAGGCCAGCGGGAAGCAGACAAAAUCUGGAGCAAAGAAGGAUUUUACGCAGUUGUCAUAUUUCUCAGCAUCUUUGUCAUUCUAGUAACUUGUUUAAUGGUUCUGUACAGAUUAAAGGAGAAGAUCCAGUUGUCACUGAGACAAGAGAAGGAAAAGAAGCAGGAGAUCCACCUCGCACCGCUUCCCCUGCAGACAUCUCAGUCCGAGUAUAAGACCACCAACAGCAUGGUCCAGCCUGAACAGGCUCCAAAGGUUGUCAAUGUGGUAGUGGACCCUCAAGGCCAAUGUGUUCCUGAGCUCAAACCUCCCCCGUGUGCCAGUCCGUCUCCUUUCAGAAUGAAACCUGUGGGGCUCCAGGAAAGACGAGGAUCCAAUGUCUCUCUGACUUUGGAUAUGAGUAGUUUGGGAAGUGUUGAACCUUUCGUCUCUGUGCCGACUCCACGAGAAAAAGUGGCAAUGGAAUACCUACAGUCAGCUGGCCGCGUCCUGACACGGCAGCAGCUCCGAGAUGCAGUUGCAUGUUCUCAUUUACUUCAAACAGAAUUCAUGGAAAUACCAAUGAAUUUUGUGGAUCCCAAAGAAAUUGACAUCCCAAGUCAUGGAACUAAAAACCGCUAUAAAACAAUUUUGCCAAAUCCUCUAAGCAGAGUGUAUUUGAAACCAAAAAAUCCAUCUGACUCCUUGAGUACCUACAUAAAUGCUAACUACAUUAGGGGAUACGGAGGUAAAGAGAAGGCUUUCAUCGCAACGCAGGGACCCAUGAUUAAUACUGUGAAUGAUUUCUGGCAGAUGGUUUGGCAAGAAGACAGCCCUGUCAUUGUUAUGAUCACAAAGCUGAAAGAAAAAAAUGAGAAAUGUGUGCUCUAUUGGCCAGAAAAAAGAGGAAUCUAUGGGAAGGUUGAAGUCCUUGUUAACAGUGUGCAAGAAUGUGAGAACUAUACUGUCCGUCAACUUACAAUAAAGCAAGGAAGUCAAUCCCAGAGUGUGAAGCACUACUGGUACACAUCCUGGCCAGACCACAAAACCCCUGACAGCGCCCAGCCACUGCUGCAGCUGAUGCUGGACGUAGAAGAGGACAGACUGGAAUCACCCAGCCGAGGGCCCGUCAUCGUGCACUGCAGUGCUGGUAUAGGAAGAACUGGUUGUUUUAUUGCCACAGCCAUUGGUUGUCAGCAACUGAAGGAAGAAGGAGUUGUAGAUGCAUUGAGCAUUGUCUGCCAGCUACGAGUGGACAGGGGUGGAAUGGUUCAGACCAGUGAACAGUAUGAAUUUGUGCACCAUGCACUGAGUCUGUAUGAAAGCAGGCUUUCUGCAGAAGCUGUCCAAUGA
Cygnus atratus (black swan) is the source of this 1989-nucleotide messenger RNA. It is a transcript of the gene PTPRR, whose product is annotated as protein tyrosine phosphatase receptor type R. The record is from RefSeq and is a predicted model, not a curated record. Bases 13 to 1989 code for a protein of 658 amino acids. NCBI's taxonomy places the organism in Eukaryota, Metazoa, Chordata, Aves, Anseriformes, Anatidae. Gene Ontology annotation, molecular function: protein tyrosine phosphatase activity. Gene Ontology annotation, biological process: protein dephosphorylation. The transcript is spliced from 14 exons.